This is a messenger RNA of Bradysia coprophila, 3941 nucleotides long. It is a transcript of the gene SCAR, whose product is annotated as wiskott-Aldrich syndrome protein family member 3 SCAR. Gene Ontology annotation, cellular component: cytoskeleton; SCAR complex. The record is from RefSeq and is a predicted model, not a curated record. Gene Ontology annotation, molecular function: Arp2/3 complex binding; actin binding; protein kinase A regulatory subunit binding. NCBI's taxonomy places the organism in Eukaryota, Metazoa, Arthropoda, Insecta, Diptera, Sciaridae. Gene Ontology annotation, biological process: actin cytoskeleton organization; positive regulation of Arp2/3 complex-mediated actin nucleation.
UCUGAAGAAACACAAACGCAAUCUACUACGGAAUUUACAAUCGUAAAAAAAAUUCGGUCUUUGCUAAGGAAAAGCAGAAAUUUUAAUUAUUUUAAUCGUCCAAUCUGAAUUUAAUGUGAAAAUUGUUGUGAAAAGUGUUGCAUUUUAUUGACGGAUAAUCGGACAUUAUUGGAUAAUCUAAUUGGUGAGCGUGAAAAUUGAUUACUCACUUGUCCGCACCCAUAGUCGUCUUUCUUAAAAAAAAAGUGACAACUCAAUGAAUGGUGGAGUUUCUUUUUGCGAUUAAAAUGUAAACGUCUAGUCCACGCACUUACACUCAACUUCAACACCGCACCGAUUGAAUUCCAUUAGAAGCAAAUUCCAGACAUUUGACCAGAAGCGUGACACAAGUGGCCGGAAACAAUGCCACUACCCAAGCGUCUUAUCGAACCGAUUCAUGUGGCUCGAUCGGGCUACGCUCGCGAAGACCUUACCGAACCCACCGAAUUGGAAACGGUCACGAACACAACACUCACCAAUAUCAUUCGACAAUUGUCAUCGCUGUCAAAGCAUUCCGAAGAUUUGUUUGGCGAAUUGGCUCGAGAGGCUGGCAAUUUGUCGGAACGAUCGAAUUCGCUGCAAGCACGCAUCGAUCGACUAGCCAUUAAAGUGACACAAUUAGAUAGUACCGUAGAAGAAGUAUCGCUGCAGGAUAUCCAACUGAAGAAGGCAUUCAAAAGCGCUAGUGUAUUCGAUCAGCAAAUAUUUUCCAGAGCUACUAUGCCAGCUCCGAUGCUAGAAACUUAUAAAACAUGUGAUAAACCUCCACCAUUGGACAAACUGAACUGCUAUCGUGAUGACGGUAAAGACGGUCUUAAAUUCUACACAGAUCCCAAUUACUUCUUCGAGCUGUGGCGUCAAGAAAUGCUUAAGGAUACUGAACGGGUAAUGCAUGAUCGUGGCAAAAAACCGCAUAAACCCCGAACCGAACCUGGAGGCGGUCAACGGCACAAGAAACGCGUUAGGAUACCGUACAAUACUCGCGAGAAACAGCGUCAAAUUGCGCUCGGUCACGGUGAAACACUGAUGCCAAAUAAUGUAAUCUACAGAACGCCAAAUUCAGUGAUCAGCAACGAAGAUUCCGCAUACAAUAGCAUAAGUGGUCAUUAUGACGGUCGACCGCCCAGACCGAAUUCAAUCGAAUUGAGAAGAAGUUACCCGGCUGAAUCAGUUGAUGGUGGCUACCCGCCACAUUCGCCUCAUUACCAACAAUCCACAUAUCCACCAGUCUACGACGAUAAUCUUUAUAAUUCUCAAAAUUUGUACUCAUCUGGCGGUCAAGAUAACAUUUACUCACCCGGCACACCAUCACGAACGAAACCGAGACCUUCGCAACCUCCGCCAGCACCACCAUCCAGUGGCAGCACUCCGAAUGCAUCAAAUGCUAAUACACCAACACGCGGACGCAGCAUGUCGACCGGAAGAGAUGCAUUACCGCCACCACCACCAGUUCCCGAAGGCAUAAUGUCGCCGCCACAUCCAAUGAAUGGUGGUAUUGUAGCGGCAAAAAUGAUUGGACGUACGCACAGCACAUCUCGAUCCGGAUCGCCACAAUUGAACAAUAUGCAACACGAUCCGAACGCACUAGUUAUGCAACAAUUGAACAAUCAAAUUAACAAUUUGAACAACAUCAACAUGCAAAUGACACAAUUAAAUUCGUUGAGUGAUCUUCCACCACCGCCACCAAUACCAGAAAAUUUAUCGCCAAAACAGUCGCCUCCGAACGCAGCAAUUCCUCCGCCUCCGCCACCUUUGCCACCGAUUGAAGGACCACAAAGUCCGCCGUCAGCAUACAAACCAAUGGCAAACGGUGACAUCAACAAUGGCAUCAUUACGCCAAAGAAACUGAACGUCAAAAAGAUUGUGCCACCCGUGGAUGAUUCACGAAACGAUUUAUUGAAGGCGAUUAGAGACGGCAUCAAACUACGAAAAGUGGAAAAAAGUGAACAAAAGGAAAUCGAACGAUCGACUGCUUUCCAUGAUGUUGCGUCGAUUCUUGCACGUCGUGUUGCCAUUGAACUAUCCGAAUCCGAAGAUUCGGAAAGUGAUGACGAUUCGGAGGGAUGGGUUGAACCGAACGAAACGAAUGCUUGACCGGCGGUUGUGGACAAGGAUAAGAAGAAGCUGAAAUAAUAAAAUGUAAGGACUCUCUAACACUUUUCUUUUCUGAAUGAUGUGCAUGUGGGUGUGCGUGUGGGAAACACAAAUAUUUGGAUUUUAUUUUGUCGUCGGUCAAUCAAACGUCGGACCUUCAUAUGAUAUAAAUACUCUAGAAGGGCUCGUAUCAGUGAUGCAGCAACUGAUGAAAAUUAUAGAUAAGUCGACAACACAGUUCCCGGCAUCAUUUCUUCUAAUAAAGCGGGAAUUUCGAGGAACUUUUUGUUUCGUUUAAGAAACCGUCAGACUUGCUACUUCGUCCCUUGCUCGACUGCGUUUAGCAAGUGAUUGAAGAUAGACAGGGUGUUUGGGCCUCGCAAUAAUAAAACAGCGGCUCAUUACUUGUUCCGGAAAGAGAAUGGCCCUGCAAUAAAUCGGAUUUUGUUUGUUAAAUUGUUGGUCGUACUAUCGGAUUCAUUGAUUGAUUCUGAGAAUUGAGCUCAAAAGCUCGACCUGAAAGUUCAGUCUACUGUUUAACUGUUGAACUGGCUAUACUGGGCCUUUCCGAUGUUUCCCAAUGUUUUUUCUUGCAUAUAUCGACCGGUGGGAUUUUUGGUAUCUAGUCCGACCUGACCUGUUCAGUUAGCUUAUAUGGGAACAAUUUUCACCCAGAGAGUAACGAAGCUCGUUCUCCUUAAAUCGUUUGCCGGCUUUCAAUGAUUAACGAUGAUUCAAGGCUGAUUGACCAAAUCGUAGUUCAGCCAAUCAAACAACGAAUUUUUAGUUUUGUGAUAAUUCAUUCCAUGAAAUUGUUAAAUCGCUAAUCAAACGUGUCGCUUAUACAUGCUUAGUGACUCAAUUUAUUUUCCUAAUCGCAUAUUGUUACGACUCGCACACUCACACCGCAUUUCUUUUUGUAGAAUUUUGGAAUGAUUUCCGCGACAAAGUGAAAACAGUUUUAUUUUCAUGUGGUAUGAUUAACCUUACUUUCUCCACUCAAAAGACCAUGACAAAAUCAUGUUUUGUUGACUCUUCGUGUCUGAUGACAGUUCUUGAGAGAAAAUGUCUAUUUCCUUCCCUCUUGUUUUGACAGGGGAGGAAAUAUAAUUUUUCUCCAUCGAAAUGUCAUCUUUGUUUUUGUUGUGGAAAAUUGUUGUGCUCACCUCUGGAAGAAAAUAGCAAAUUCCAACUAGAUAGAUUCGCGCUAAGAGUGCAAACCCUCGCUCUCUUGUUAGAAUUUCCUAUUUUCUUCCACUUGGGGCAACCAAAAACUCUUGAAAAUUCGAAAAUAACGUUGUUGAUAAGAAGAUCAAAGAGACGGAUAGGCAUUGGCAUGCAAACGUCUCGAUAGCUUAUAACACUGAUACUCCUUUCAUUUGAUACAACAAAAUAAUAAAAUACUAAAAGGUGGAUGACACACGUAUUAUAAUGAAUGGAAUGAAUGACCAGUGAAGAAGAUGUUUUUUGUAUUUUGAAUUUUGCGAAUCAUGGAAUGUGUCAAAUAUAAAUCACAACAAAAAGGCAAAAGAAAAAUGAUUUUUUUUUUGCUUCCAAUAAAUUGUGUCUGCAUGAGAUUCGAAAUGUUUAAAAUUAUAACAAUAACAAACAGAGAGAGAAAAAAAUGAUAGGAAAAUAAAUGAUAAUAGCGAUAAAAAUCGAAUAUGGAACAAUUUGUAUAUUUUGAGUACACUUUUUAGACUUUUGCAUACAAUUAAAAAUUCACAAGGUAAAAUAUUAAUGAAAUACGCAAGUAGUUUACUGACAAAUUUAAAAAAAAUCGAAAAUUUAAUAUUAAAAUUUGACUU